AUGGAUGAACCCUAUGAGUUCAAAUACGCGUAUAAUCAUUUGAUUUUUGAGUCAUCCAAGUUCAGCAGUGUGGGUGACUCGGUAGAAGAUGUACAGCUGUUUUUUGGUGGGUUCGAAUGCCAAGGCAUACAUCAGUACUCUCUAGAACGUUUUAUAAAGACACUAAAAGAGAUUCUUGGCGCCGAUGUGAGUUCUGUAUCGGAAAAUGUGACAUCUACAUCACACUUUUCAAAUCUGGUAGCAACGUUUAUUUGCCGUGUCUUCCCUCCACACAGCCCCUUUGUCAUAUAUAAUGAAGUUCAUGAAAGUUCACGAUUACGGCCUCUUCUACACGAUGCAACAAGCUUGGACGACCCGAAGUUUAUGAUGAAUGUUCUCAAUUUAUAUUGGCGGAACAACAAAUCUAUUUGCGGUCGCUUGGUAUCGUCUAUACAAUCACGGAAUCAGCAUUAUCUUCGUGAAGUGGCAGAGUUGGUGAAUCCACUCUUGGAGGUAAUUUGCUUCAAGUUACAACCAUUAACACUUCAGAACAUACAACAAGAAUACGAAUAUAUACAUUUUAUUAUCUCCGGCAUUAAACAAGGAAGGAAGGUCGACACCGUCAGGACUUUUGAGAGCAAAGGUGUGAUAACAUGUCGUAGUGAUCUGCCGGACAAUUUCGAUCGCAACAGUUUGUUUGUUAGUGCAGAUACAGUGCUUUUGGAUCUGUUGGCCCAUUUAGAGACGUUGUUUCAAUUUGUGUCAGAGGAAGAGUAUGAUUACGUGCUUUCUGCCACCGUUUCUACGGCUGAAGGUGAAUGUCAACUUUCCUCUGUUUUGACCAACAUGUAUUAUUUAAUGGCUCAAGCACACCAGCACAUGCAAUCUAAACAAAUACCGCUUUACAAAAUGCAGGUAGAUUGGCCCUUUUUCCGUGGCAUCGAAAUUGCAGUUGUUUUCGGAUAG
Messenger RNA from Babesia sp. Xinjiang, 945 nucleotides. RefSeq lists its product as uncharacterized. The record is from RefSeq and is a predicted model, not a curated record. Lineage: Eukaryota; Apicomplexa; Aconoidasida; Piroplasmida; Babesiidae. The coding region runs from base 1 to 945 and encodes 314 amino acids. The transcript has 2 exons.